This is a messenger RNA of Procambarus clarkii (red swamp crayfish), 1938 nucleotides long. The record is from RefSeq and is a predicted model, not a curated record. NCBI's taxonomy places the organism in Eukaryota, Metazoa, Arthropoda, Malacostraca, Decapoda, Cambaridae.
CUUGUGGCAAGUGUGGAUUCCUUAGAGUUGAGGGGAGCACGGGGAAGGAACACUUGCUGGGGCUUUGUUACUUGUGUACACAAGUGUACACAUAACACAGGUGUGGCCUCCUUACCCGCUCCUCCAGUCACCAGCAGGAGACCAACCUUCACUGUCUGCAUCGUUAGGCUCCAAUUGUGUCUUUAUCCCGGGAGCCAGAGUCCACAGGGAGCAUACGGCCUUGUUCAGUCGUGUCUCCCUACAAGAACAACACCAAUAAAGUUGUGUGGCAGUGGUAAUACAUACUAAUCUAGCAAUAUAUAUAUUGUUUUAAUAAAAGGAAAACGAGCUUUGUUAAAUUGUGCACAAGUUGAGGCUCCGUGGUGGUGGUGGUGCGAGUGAUGGUGCGGGUGCGGGUGGUGGGUCAGGCCGCCCUCCUGCUGGUGCUGGUUGGCUCUCUCCUGCUGCUGCUGUGCUGGAAGGAUGUCAAGCCACUCCUGCCCCUGCCAUCUGUUCCCAACCCCCUGGCGCUCUCUCACACUGAGCCUGAAGAUGGUGGGACGCUCGUGGCCAGUCCGCAGCAGGUGGUGGUGGUGCCCCUCGACACCCGUGAGAAUGACCUACUCUACCGUGCCCCACUGGACAUGGCCUUCAUCUUCACCCACGCUCGGGACAAUCCGACUCUCCAGAGCAAGCUGCGGGUAGCUGUGGGCUCGCUGCUCCGCCUCUCCUCUGCUCCCCUCCGUCUCCACCUCAUAACUGACGAAGACGGCUUCCACAUCGCUAAACAGAUCAUUUCACAAGCUCAGACAUCCAACCAGUUAGAUUCCAGAUACAUUAAGCUGGUGUAUGUCUCGGCUGAUGAUUUCAUCCCAGAGAUUGAAGAUUCUGUAACAAUACUGCAAGAAUUCUUUACAAGAAGGACAAAUGCAUAUUAUCGAGAUGCAUUGUUUUUCUUUUCCUUGCACUUGCACAAACUUCUUCCAGGACUGGAUCGUGUCAUCCUUAUGGAUAUUGAUAUCAAGGUCAGAGGUGACAUAGCAGAGCUACACUCUCACUUUGAACGGUUUAGCACUAGCAAUGUGAUCGGCAUGACGCUGGAGCAGUCUUCUGUGUAUCGCCAUGUGUUGUCUUUGUACCGCAAGCAGCACCCAAAUACUACACUCGGCAGCCCACCAACCAAGGGGGGAUUUCCAGGUUUCAACAGUGGUGUUGUUCUUGUUGACAUCAACAAGCUAAGAAAGUGUGAGGUGAUAAGUAGGUAUCUCUCUAAGUCAAAGUUGACAGAGAGGACGAGCUACUACGGAUUUCAAGGACACUUGGGGGACCAGGAUCUGUACACACUCAUAGCAUUUGACUACCCUGAGUUGUUCUACACACUUCCGUGUGGCUGGAAUCGUCAGCUGUGCACCUGGUGGAAAGAUCAUGGUUAUAGUGCUGUCUUUGAUCAGUAUUUCAAUUGUACAAGUGAACUGAAAAUUGUCCAUGGAAAUUGUAAGACUCCAAUACCAGACUAUUUAUGAUAGACUGUGAUACAUGUCGAAAGAAGGGACCAGGUAAUUUAUAGUUAAAUCAAAGAUGCGGGUAACAUUGCUAGAGAUGCUCAUAGGUGAAAUUCAUCCUUAUUGUUGUGAUUUGUUCAGACCUUUUCUUUGAAUAUUCCCGGUUUCAGAUGAGUGAAAAUAGAAAUGCUAAAUGUUUUAUUCCAUUAAAGUUUUUUGUAUGUGAUUAUGUAGCUCUUAUUUAUUUGUACUAAUGGGUUUUAUGUACUUAGUGUUCACUUUGGAAAAUGUGUGCAGUCUUCUUAGGUUUCAACUCAUGUGGUACACAACUGAAGCUUAUGCUAAGUAAACACCUAAAGAAAAGUGUGUGAAGCAGUCUUAUUCAGGCAGUGUCACUCUUCUCAAUACUGUGGCAUUACAUUUGUAAUUGUGUUUUUAAUAUAUUUGUGUAUUUAUA